Molecule: messenger RNA, 2674 nt
Organism: Schizosaccharomyces japonicus yFS275
Lineage: Eukaryota; Fungi; Ascomycota; Schizosaccharomycetes; Schizosaccharomycetales; Schizosaccharomycetaceae
Product: CMGC/DYRK/YAK protein kinase Ppk15
Exons: 1
Coding region: 538-2184 (548 amino acids)
Biological process (GO): regulation of establishment or maintenance of cell polarity
Cellular component (GO): cytoplasm
Molecular function (GO): kinase activity; ATP binding; protein serine/threonine kinase activity
Source: RefSeq, a predicted model, not a curated record
GUGAGCAAUGCCGAUACCAUGAUCGACACGAUCUGCAAAAAAAGGGUUCAUGUGACCACUUAAAAGCUUAUUGUUGUUUAAAAAUAAUUCGCCGAGAACUAUGACGUAUGGAUGCCCCUGGGUUCUAUGGCCGACCCAUCAUCACCUACGGUGCUCGGGGUACAUCAGCCUUCCGUUGUCGUACUCUUCACACCAUCCGAGCGGCAAGGUACAGAGAACGUGUUUACUGCCGUCCUUCGCUUUGCAAACUUACAAUUCCUCUUUAUAUUUACGCUGUUGUAUUUGUUAGUACUCUAAAUUUUUUUCUCGCGUUGUUUUACCUUUGUUAUAACAAAGUUCACUGAUCCCGCACAAAAUAGCGUUUUUUCGCUUUCAAAGUUUCAGUUAUUCUACAAACCUUCACAACACUUUGUCUAAUAACCUGUGUUUUACCUUUUGGAAACUGUUUUUCUCUAAUUCUUUAAGAGUUUUUCCGUCGCAAGAUUUACGCGUCUGCUAGGUUGCCCUAACCAUUGGUUAUUUGUUGCUACAGAGAAUAUGAGUAAGAAUUCGCCAAUUUUACCUUCCUGGAACAAGUCCGACGCGUCAAAGCUUUUGAAGGAGCAGCAUGAUUUACUAUCUGUGCCACAGAAUAAAUCGACUUCACACAUACGGCAUAUUUCCUACCCCGGAAAUGCUACUGCUCAAGCUGUUGCUCCACCUAAACAGCGAGUCAUGCGUCGUGUCAAUCCUUUGGGGGGUUAUUUAAGUCCAUUGGAAUGCGCUACCAUUCAUUUGGCUGAGACAUACCGGAUCUGUAAUCCAAAUUUCCAGUUCUCUUCCAACCAAAAUCCUCGUAGACCACUGACAAAACCUAGCGAGGGUGUUUAUAACCACGGUUACGACAACAAAGAUUCAGACUAUAUUCUGUAUGUCAAUGACGUUCUUGGAAUUGACGAGGGCCGCAAAUAUCUUGUACUCGAUAUCUUGGGAAAGGGUACGUUCGGUCAAGUUGUAAAAUGUCAAGAUUUGAAAACACAGCGGAUCGUUGCAAUUAAAGUGAUAAAAAAUAAACCCGCUUUUUACAACCAAUGUAUUAUGGAAGUUUCUAUCCUUGAACUUUUAAACACUAAAUGGGAUCCUGAUGAUACGAAGCACAUUCUUCGCCUUUAUGACCAAUUCAUGCACAAGAAUCAUUUAUGUCUAAUAUUUGAACUACUGAAUGUCAACUUGUACGAAUUAAUAAAGCAGAACCACUUUCGUGGGCUGCACUUGAACUUGGUUCGGUCGUUCGCGUCACAGCUUUUAACGUGUGCGUCUGUACUGAAGCAAGCACGAAUUAUUCAUUGUGAUUUAAAGCCUGAGAAUAUAUUGCUCGAAGAUCUGUCCUCGCCUAAAAUUAAGGUAAUUGAUUUUGGAAGUGCAUGCCAUGAGCGGCAAACGGUAUACACUUACAUUCAAUCACGUUUUUAUCGAAGUCCAGAAGUUAUACUUGGUCUGCAUUAUAACUGCAGUAUAGAUAUCUGGUCCAUUGGAUGUAUCUUAGCUGAACUUUUUUUGGGACUCCCAUUGUUUCCUGGAAAUUCCGAAUAUAACCAGUUGACACGUAUAAUUGAUAUGCUUGGUUACCCACCACAGUGGAUGUUGGAAAUGGGAAAAAAUACACGCAAGUACUUCAAUUGCGAGUUAGCGAAUGGUAAAAAGGUGUACCAGUUAAAGUCGCUUUCACAGUUCUCGCGUGAAAAUGACACCAACGAGCAGCCAGGAAAACAGUAUUUUCGUGAGAAGACGCUUGAGGACUUGAUCAUGAACUACAGCCGACGGAAAGGGCAACAACUUUCUCCAGAAGAAGAGGAAGAACGGAUGUGCUUUAUAGACUUUUUGAAAGGAUUUUUGAAUUUGAAUCAACUCAAACGUUGGACUCCUGAUCAAGCAAAACAGCAUCCUUUUAUUACACAGGAGAGUUUUAUGAAUUAUUACAUGAAACGGCAUGGUUCGUAUGUUGCACCUCCGACCCGGGUUCAACGUACUCGUUCACACACUAUUGGCAAUCAAUCUAUGGUUCCACCGACACUUCAACGCGCAAAUGCUUAUGUUACACCUGAUCCAGCAAAUGUUCCACACACGCUCCCUCAAUAUAUACCACCUCCUUCGGAUUCUGGCGAGAGCGAUUCUAAGCCAAAUAGCGAUAGUACCCAAACGUAAAACAGUCUCACUGGAGUGCAAAAGGAACCAAACAUUUAUAACUAUGCACAAAGUGGCUUUUGGAUAUGAGCUCUGAAGGUAAAUGACACCCUUUUAGAUUCCCUUUCGUUCUUUUCUCAACGAAGAAAUAAUGAAGGGAACGACUAUGUACUGUGUAGAGGUUGCUCGUACGUGAAGUUUUUCGUUCACUAUGUCCUUGCAAAUCAAGGAUAUUAAAAGUAUGUUGCACUUUAUUUCAUCGUUUUUAUUUUCAUAUUUUAUCUCCCUGCUUUAUCCAAAUUGGGCUGUUCCGCGUGUUAUUUUAAUGUCGCUCUAUCCUGUAAAUCUUCGGCACCAUUUAAAGAAACCUCUAUCUAUUUUGUUCGUCAUCAUCAACUUGCUAGAAUGGAGAGGUUGUUUUUUUACGACCAUAUUAUAAAGAAAAGGGUAUUAACUACCACUAAUUUAUAAAUUGUGAUGUUUUCAGUAUCUGUUUAAUUUAUAUAUCGUA